Molecule: messenger RNA, 3455 nt
Organism: Labrus bergylta (ballan wrasse)
Lineage: Eukaryota; Metazoa; Chordata; Actinopteri; Labriformes; Labridae
Source: RefSeq, a predicted model, not a curated record
UAUAUAAGCAGCCCUACUUCCUGCUGUGACACACGUUGAAUAGACAGCUUAGUUCGCAGUAAACUUUGUAUUUAUUUACACUUUACGAUCCAUUUCGAUAACCAACAAAUAACAAAUCCAAAAAUCCGCCGAAAGAUGGCUCAGUGGCUGGAGCUGCUGAAGCUGGACUCGGCUCUUCAGGGCCAUGUGAGACAAGUUUAUAAGGGGAAAAUCCCUCUAGAGAUCCGCCACCAUCUCUCCCUGCUGAUUGAGAGCCAGGACUGGGACUCGGCAGCGGUGGAUGAAAAUAAAGCUUCCACUUGUUUUCGAGCUCUCCUACUGGAUCUGGAUCAACAGUGGAACCGCUCUGUCCAGGAGAACAACAUCUUAGGGGGUCCGAACUUUUCAGGGAUGAAAGACUUCUUGCUGAAAUACUUUGUGAACCAACCAAUGAACUUGGCUGUCAUCCUUUCUGAAUGCCUCAAAGAGGAAAUGAGAAUCCUGGCGUCCGCCCGUGAAGCAAAGCAUUGUGGAAGUCCAACCAUGGAGCAAAAGUGGAGAAUGUUGGCGCACAAAAUCAACGAACUACAGAAACAGACCUCGGAGGUAAAGCAGGAAAUCAAGUCACUGGAGGGCCUGUAUGAAAAUCUGGGCUUCAUUCAGAAGAACUGGCAAAGCCGAGUGGAGGGGCGAGUUGGAUUGCCUCAGUCCAAGGCUGCUGUGGAAGAGGAAUGUUGUCAACAGACACUCAUCAUCACACAAACAAAGCAGCUGGUGCUGCAGCAGGUAGGGAACAUUUUAAAUCAGGCAGAGCAGACUAUAGUGACCCUUGUCGAUGUGGAGCUAACUGAAUGGAAGCGCAGACAGCAGAAGGCCUGCAUUGGAAGUCCUGUUGACACUUCUCUGGACCAUCUGGAGAAGAUGUUCACGGCUGUGGCAGAAGUUCUGGUGCAGAUACCCAAACAGCUGCAGAAGCUGCAAGACCUGAUCGGGAAAUACAACAGCACAGAUUCCUCCAACCUCACUGGUCAAAUGGCGGAAAUCAAGAGUUUUUCUUUGUCCUUGCUCAAAAAACUGCUUUCAAAUGCUCUAGUGGUUGAGAAACAGCCUGUGAUGGCGAGUUUACCACAACGACCCCUGAUAAUUAAGACCGGGGUGCGCUUUGCAGUAUCAGUGAGGUUUUUAGCAAACCUCACAGAAUUCAUCCAGAAGUGCUCACUUAAAGUCACACCUUCAUUUGACAAGGAUGUUGAAGAGGCCAAGACGCUUAAAGGGUUCCGUCAGUUUGACUUUGACAGCAACGGCUACAAGUUCAUGGACGUGCACCCAGCUGGUGGAGGAUUGGAGGCAGAAUUUGGACACAUGUUACUCAAAGAAAGGAAAGGAAAGGGCAAAGGAUCACAAGAGACCAAAGUGGUGGAUAGACCGGCAGGCAAAAGGAAAAGAAACCAGAGUGAAGAAGAUCAGCGCCAUCUGACAGUCUUUGAAGAGCUCCACAUCAUUAAGUUUGUGAUAGCGUUUAAGCACCCUGGACUGGAGUGUGACAUCGAGACCAGCUCCCUGCCUCUGGUUGUCAUCUCCAGUACCAAUCAGGUCCCUGCUGCCUGGGCCUCGGUGAUGUGGUACAACAUGCUGUCCAACGGUGAACAAAGGGAUCUGUCGCUGUUUCUCACACCUCCCUCACUCACCUGGGAGCAGCUGUCUCAGGUUCUGAGCUGGCAGUUUUUGUCCGCCGGCCAACUGGAGCUCAAUAAUGACCAGCUCUCCACGCUGAGAGACAAGUUUGUUGACAAUCCUGAUGAUCUUGUUCACUGGAAAGAUUUCUCAAAGUGUGAUAAGAACGAGUCCAGUGCCUGGUUUUGGAUAGAUGGGAUUCUGGAUUUGAUUAAAAAACACCUGGCGGAUAUUUGGCGGGAUGGGUCCAUCAUGGGGUUCGUGACCAGAACCAGAACAGAGGAACUGCUGAAGGCAAAACCGAAUGGCACAUUUCUGCUUCGCUUUAGUGAGAGCAACAAAGACGGAGCCAUCACCUUCAGCUGGGUGGAGCACUCCAAUGGUGGGACCCAAGUGCAUGCAGUCGAUCCGUACAUAAAGCAGGAGCUGUCAGUCAACUCUCUGCCUGACAUCAUUUACAACUACAGCCUGAAAGCUCAGAAGAACACCAACAGGAACCCUCUGCUCUACCUUUACCCAGAUAUCCACAAAGACACUGCCUUCAGACGCUACUACAGUGGAUCAGAAACAACAGCACCUAAAAACAGCAAGCAUGGAUACGUGCCCAAAAACUUCAUUCCUGUUUCAGAGAAUCCUACACCACCUCCAUCUCCCACUCGAGAGCUGGAAAUGAUGGACACGGACUCCCAGGACACUAGUAUGGAGCAUCAAAAACUGAUAAAGGAACUCUUCCCUGAUUUACUCUUACCCCCCUACCAUGGAGUCUGCACCCCAUCUCUCCAGUUCACCUCUGUGGAUCCUCAAAGUUUUGCCUGAUUCUGAGACAUUAAACCCGACUCAACACAUUUUCAGGCAGGUUUCAAAAUAUUAACAUUUUGUUCAUCAAGCUUGAGGAACAUUUACUGGACAAGGCGUCAGUAUUACAGCAAAAAAAAACUAAAACAAAGAGAAGUAAAAAUAAAAAUAUGCUGCCAAUUUAUCAAGAAACUCAAAUCUAUUCUAUGGAUUUAAAAAGUACCUGUCACUCACUCUACAUGACGGGCCCAUGGAGGAGGUGCUCUUUGUUUAUAGUGAUGGAACAAAUGUGUCAUACAAAUCUCAAGAUAAAAGCUGAUUGUAAAGAUAUGAAUUGGAUUUUUGAUUAGUCAUUAAACCUGUGUGCUGCAUCAUAAUACCUCUGUACUAGACCAGUUGAUUAGACCUCUGAUUUACAGGGGAAUUAAGAUUCUGAUUUAUGUAUUUAGUAUUUAGGGAAAUGUUUAGUUUUGUGGGAAAAUAUAAGAUGUUUGUCUUCCAAAAUGUUGGUGUUUACUGUAAUGUUGAUGACAGCUUUAAGUGAAGCAACAACGCCAUCUAUGGGUGUCACAUUUAUAUAGAGCAGUCAUGGUUAGUUACACUGUUUUGUGAAUGUAACCGGCAGCCUCUGGAUUAAUAGCAUAUACAUUGCUACGUCGUUGCCCGCCUAUUUAAUCUCGGGGUUUUACAAACAUUACAUUUACUAUUUUACUAAAGAUAAUAUUUUGCAUAAGCUUGAUCUGCCUUUCAGGAACAUGAAGUCCUGCUGCUGUAGUAAAACAAAAAUACAGUGCCUGAACUUCAGAGAUAUAUUUCCAUAUUUAUACCAUUGUUUAUGGUUAAAAUGUUUAAUAAAGUGUGACUGACUAAAUGUUUGUGUAUAUGUGAGUGUAAAAAAUAUAUAAUACUGUAUUUUUUAGAUCAAGAAAAGGGGAACACAUUCAGUUUUCUUUCAGUGUCAAAAAGUAUCGAGCUGUUUUAGAAAUCAUUAAAUAUCAAGUAGAAAA